CGAUGUGUAAUACGCGCAUUCGUCGGUCGUCUCUUGACGAGACAGACCGAACCGGCCUCGGCUUUUCGUCUGGCGGUACCGAGAGUACACCGUCUGGCGGAGACGUCAGUAUGUGACGACAUAGCGUUGUGGGUUGUUGCAUCAAUUUUCAUUACAUCGAUUUACUGAAAAAGAAAAUAGACCAAAGCGAGUAGAAACUGGUCAUCUCCCCCAACCGCGUUCUGUUGUUCAUGAAUCGUUUCCGAACCGCAAUCGAGAUUCAAGACUGCGCCACCCGGAUGUAAGCGAACUUGCAGUAGUUUUGCCUUUGAUUCCCCAGUAACAAAGUUCAUCAACCAUUCAAUAAGCGUAAUAAACAAACAUUGCAGUGAAAUAAAUUCUCGUGUCACCAUCAAUCCGCUGCGGCUAUCGUCUCUCGCCUGUCCGGGGCGCUUAUCGGCGCGCGCGACUUGAAAUAAUUUCGCGUUUUUUCUUGGUUAAUUCAUUCAAAGGACCGAAAAUUGGACUGUUUAUUAUUGGUGUGUGAAUGUAUAUUUGACUUGGAUAUUGCGCUUUGGCCGGGCUCUUUUUGGCGAGGAGAACUACUAGUUGCUAGAGACCGCGAUUCACGAACCUCAAAUUUUAACAGCUACAAUUUCUGUGCGGUGCUUGGAUACGUGUGUAAAAUAUCAUUGUGCUUCGCAAUAAAAUCUAGUGCUUACGACACAUACUGUCCACCGCAUUCUCGACGCACUACCGCCCCAAGAAUCCCGUUUUGCCAGUGAACUUCUCAACGGUAUAAUCUCUCAAAGGGCCAAAUGCGACUGCAGGAAGGACGAAACUCAGGAGCGUUGCUGAACCGAUGAAGAUUAUGGUGCAUUCGGUGACGAGGAAGAAAUUUGAAGCAUUUGUUAUACGCGCUGACAGUGCUAUUAGUCCAGUGAUUGCUAGUCGUCUAGGAGUCACAGCAGCGCGCUUGUACCAAGAUGGUUUUGGGUACAUUGGUGGUGAUAUGCAAUGUUUAUGCACAUAUUGAUCGGAGAUCUGAUAUUGCUGUCGCCGAGUGGGAUCCUACGCGCGAACCUCAUAUCCGGUAGAUUUCUGGACGUAUUGCCGAUAGCUGGAUUGAAUGACAGUGACAUAUUUCGUGAACCACGAGAUCUUUCGCAAUCAGCAAUUACAAUCGACAAAACCAAUACGCUUCUCGAUGCUUCGUGGUUGCAACAAUCCUCAGGCGUCCAACAUGUACUGAGAUCCUAUCUGCAUUCAUCGUCUUGGGUUGAGAUUGAUUGCUGGAAAUUGAUACACCAAUUUGCCCUUCUGUUGAUUAUUCUGGCAGCCGUCUUCGGGAAGCUUAACGUCAACUAUGCGCAUAAGCAUUGCCGACUAAUUCUGCAGAGUUGUGCUUCGAUAAGUGUGCUUCUGUCUACGACGUCUGGACUACUAGUGGUUUUUGUUCAUGUUGUGCUUCUAUCAGCGACCUGCCGUUUGAUACAGCGCAGUCGCUCGAACCUUAAAUGUGCGGCGAGUGAAUCGAGUUGUUUUUUUGACGUUACCUGUUUUGUACAGUUCACAGUGCGUACGUUAUAUGCAGGGACCUUGGUCGGCUAUCAGACCACGGCCCCUCGUCAGCAGCCAUCCUGUCGAAAUUAUUUCCACCGUCAGUCACAUCGUGCAAUCCUGCUGGCCGCCCUGUUUCUCGUCCUUGCCACUGUGACGAUAGCGGCAAGGUGCCAUGUGUCCACAAGCACGGCGGAUUCGAUAGUUCAAUUGUCCCCGAAUUCCCUUUCGUACAUCGCCUCUGAUGUACGCUCAACGACCACCUAUAAUAGUCCAAUUUAUCCGCGAACGCAUCGUCAGCACUAUUCCACUUCCCAAUUGCAAACUUCCAGUAUAGUAUUAAGUAGUUUGUUUACAAAGCCUCGUGCAAACAAUUUACCAAGUGAUAUUAGCAUAAUUGACAAAUCAUAUUCUAAACUAUACAGUACCAAUCAAAACAAUCGAAUACAGGAGAGUGAUUAUUCUACGCAUAAGAGACCACCACCUCGAGCGAGCAAAAGACGAAUUGCGCGAUCCACCCGUCGCCUGGAAGACAGCAAGAUAAAGGACAAGUAUGGCGGCGAUGUAGACGCAAAUCAAAUUUCCACUUUCCGUCUCAUCAACUGGAGCAACCACACAAAACCCAAUAAGCACCUCGUUUAUCCGACCCGUCGUCACCCGGUGAACAUUGACAGAGACAAUGUUUACUCAACACCACCGUCGACGGCAAUAGCGAACAAACAAGUUACAAUUCCGCGCCUCAGAGGCAUCACGAAUAAAACAACCGUGCCGCCGGUCGUCUUUAGUUUCGCAAGUCUUCAAAACAACAGUGCAAUUAACAAUCGUUCAUACGUGCCAGUGUACGAAUCUACGUUUAUCGUUGGACAGCAGCACGCCAGCAGUGACACUUUGGAAGGCGCAUCGACUGCCAUCAACACUGAUUAUAAUCAGCACAGACAUUCGUUGACACCACCGGACAAACGGCCGAUGCCACCUGAGGACGUCUACACCAAGGACUUAUUGAAGGAAAGUGGCGGCCUGCUGGUGCUGGUGGCGGCUUGUUUGCUGCUAACGCUAGCGCUGGGGCUCGUCACGUGCGUAUUGAGCCAUUACCGCGGUGGCAUCCUUGCCGAUUCGCCCAACGUCGCGCAAACACCGGCCACUGCACCCAUGCUGUCGGUGGUAAGCGCCGGCGCCACGGCGGGGGUGGGCGGUAUGGACCGGUUACGUGGUCGUGGGGCGGCUAGAGACCUGACAGCGAGUAGUAGAGAUCAUCAAGUGCGAUUGCAUACAGUUCACACAGACAUUGCCAUUAACCUGCCGCCCAGUAUAUCACUCCCUGACGGAGAGGAACAUCCAUUUAGUUCUAGGCUACAUCUUAGGGAUACAGAACAGGAGUCUGAAAUAUAUCAAAAAUGUAUAAGACCUCCGCCGAACCGAACAGCUUUAGAAUCGGAAUCGCCACCACCAUAUAGAUCCAGUUCGGCUGGCCUACUCGGUUCCAUCGGGGGCAGCAGUUUCGGAAGCAGUACCGAUUGGUCGGGUGGCAGCGCGCCGCUGGUAGUGCGCUGCCAUUCGAUGUCGGCGUCGUCGGCAUCGUCGAUGAAACGUCCGGAUGCUGCUGGAUCCAGCAGCCCAAAGACUGAUUUUAUACAAAAGACUGUUAAAAUAUUAACUGGCAAAAAAAGUCAGCCGUCACCUGCGCCAACGUUACCACCUGUUAUCGUUCCGACACGAACGCGACGAACUCCCGAUCAACACCCGCAUCUCAAUCACAAUCAUUGUCAGCAACUGAAUAGUUGUCCCAACGCUCAUCAGCCGGAACAGCAACAACAGAACAAUGCGACAUUGGGCUGCUGUCCCAACUCAAAUGUCUGACAGCACGCUUCAAGACAUAGGUGACAUUGUGAAUGAAUUAAUACUGACUGUAAUACAAUUAGCAAAGCGAUUCCAUAUUCACUCAUAUUUUAAAGUAUAUAUGUUAAUUAUUAAAUACGAGAAGAAUUAUUCUAUCAACGAAUGACGGAAGAAAUGGACUUUUAUGUUUGACCCGAAUUCAAGCCACUGUCUGUAGUAUUGGAUGGCGGAAACGACACAAGAACUCGGUGCUGAAGAAAAUAAUGUAACUUGCAAAGAAAACUCAUAGUAAAUUAUAAAAAUACAUCAUCUUAAUUUAAUUGGUGCCAAGUAUUUAAGUCGCCUGUCUAGUUUUAUGUACUGUGUACAUACUCUUUCUACUCCCAAGAUAUAACGAUUAGCAAAAUUUUAAACUAAUUUCCUAGUGCAGUAAUAAAAUAAUGAAUCAGAAUUGAUCGAGAAUUUGAAUUAUUUCGACGAUCUCGUUAAUGCGAGACAUAUAAACAAUAUAAUGAUUAAUGAACAAACUGAAACUAAUAUUUGGCAUCAAGCGGCCAACAUAAUGUAAUAUUUACUAGGAACCUAUGCUGUUAGCUAAAUAAAAUCUAAAACAGUAGAAUAUCGUUCUGUUUUAAAAAGUUUAUAUCAAAAUACGAAGCCAUAAAAAGGAAUAUCAUAUUAUUUAAUCAAUUAACGGACGGCAUUGCAUUGGCCAGAAAUGAGAUUUCUUAUACGAUACAAUAUACUUGCAAACACAUUAUAAUGAGUUGUUCAUCUGCUGGAAGCGUGUUUAGGUAUAUAUUUAUAGUUUAUAAAUAUACCUUCGAUGUACAUAAUAUUUCGCCAACAGAUUCAUGACAGGUGACAACUGCAGCGAAUAUCAAUCUUCUUUAAGACACAAGAGCAACCCAACAAAAUGUUGUAUUAACAUUUAUUUGAAUUCAGUUUUCUGGAAUUUUUAUUAUAUUUUGUAUUGAUUAUCACAUCAAUUUGUACAUAUUUCAAGUUUUGACGCCAAUUUGUAUUUUUUAAAUUGAAAGCAAAUAAAAGUUUUGUAACAAUUUGCCUAUUUAAAAUAAUCGGUAACAGAAAACUCAUCAACUAAGAUCUAGGAGGAUGCAAAAUGAAUUGCUGCUGUACUUAUGUGAAUAUUAUGUACAUCUUUGAGCUAGAGACAAUCUAUCUCCAUAUAAAUAAUUUAUUUAAUUCAAUAUAGCAAGUAAAACUUUAACAACUGUCAAGUUUAUAAAAUAUAUAUACAAAUUCCUGUUUGUUAAUAGUUUAAACGAAAACGAUGACUUACAUUCUAGGUUUAUUGUUUUCAUUCAAACGAAGUAGGCGAAUUUAUGAAUUACGUUUGUGCAAUUCUAGCACGCAGUUGUGUACCUUUAUCAUGAAAACCAACACGCACGAAAGAAAAGGUCAUCAUCUUUAUUAGCAACAAAACAAUGAAAUUAGAAAGAUUACGAAGAGAAAUAAGAAAAUUUUCUGUGAUAUUACUCACAAUUCGCUUUAUUUUUUAUAUGUCUCAAUGAAACGAUGAAUGUAAAGGAUUGAAACAAAAAAUAUUAAAUAUAACAAACAAGAAUCAUAUUAUCAGUCUCCUCUUUUCCACUGCACUACAUAUUAAGACUAUAGUAGAAAUGUGACUAUUUUACAAUGGGCAAGAACUUGUAGCAAAUUUUUGUAACAUGUAUUUAUCCAACAGACAUGUGUUUUUGUCGAGAGCAUUCAGGAUACUGAAGUGGAAACCCGAACGUUGAAAGUAAAAUGUGAUUAUAAUAAAUAAUUUUAUUACUAUAAUGAAAUAAUAAAGCAAAAAAUAAAA
Dalotia coriaria is the source of this 5203-nucleotide messenger RNA. RefSeq lists its product as uncharacterized. Gene Ontology annotation, cellular component: early endosome membrane; Golgi membrane. NCBI's taxonomy places the organism in Eukaryota, Metazoa, Arthropoda, Insecta, Coleoptera, Staphylinidae. The record is from RefSeq and is a predicted model, not a curated record. Bases 997 to 3396 code for a protein of 799 amino acids. The transcript is spliced from 5 exons. Gene Ontology annotation, biological process: negative regulation of transforming growth factor beta receptor signaling pathway. Gene Ontology annotation, molecular function: R-SMAD binding.